AUGUAUCUCAAGAGGGAUCGGAAAAGCAAAGCAUCUGUUUCAGAAUUUCUAGACACUAAAUCUUUGCGAGAACAUACAUCGCUUCUAUCCGUUAUGUCGGGUUUGAGUGAGCUAGCCCAAGGAUUUGCAGGUGAAAGCAGAGAGCCAAUAUUCAAAAUCAUAAAACAGACAGUUUACAACCUAUAUUUUCAUGUGGCUUUUAAUGACAUUUCUGAAGAAUUUGUACAUGAUGAUAUUAUGUUCUUUCUCAGAGAUACAAGAGAAACAGUUAGUGAACCUAAUGAUGUGAAUGAAGCUAAUGAAAUUCUGCCUGAAUUGCUAGAGAGUGGCAUUCUGAAUGGUCACACUCUUUUGAUGCUGAAGAAUAUUUUCUCACAGGUUUUUUUGCCUGCUUUGUCCCAUAAUCAGCACAAGGCUGAGGAAACUGCCUUUCAUCCAGACACCGAAAAGCCAGAGCCUGAAGACAGGCGUUUAGCUGAAGCUGAGCCUCUUGAAAAAAAGAAAGAGGAGUCUGUGGAAUUUCACAGUUUUCACAUAAUAAGGAAUGAGUUCUUAAUGAACAUGCAGAAAUUCCUGAGCCAUAUUCAAAGGACUAUACAGCAGAUUGAAGGAGAGAUUAAACUGGAGAUGCCAACUAUAAAUCUAGAUGCAGAAGUGAGUGAACUUGCCACAGAUCCAGAAGUGAUUGAAACACUGGAGCACUGUGGAAUGACCUGGCUAACAUUAAUAUCCACAGCCGUUGAGGAACAACUCAGAAAGGUCCCACAGGGUAAUGGCCCACUAGCAGAAAUUGACCUGUGGCGUGAAAGAAAUGCUACUUUAAGUGCUCUGACUGAACAGAUAAAGCUCCCAUUAGUUAAAAAAAUCUUAGCAAUACUAAAGGAAGCUGAAUCUGGACUUCUUGAAAAUUUGCAGAUAGUCAUAAAUGAUCUUAGCAGGCACCAUGUGGAAGCUGUAGAUAAUGUUAGGUUUCUUUCAACUCUGGAGCGCCAUUUGAAGAAUUUAACUCAUGGCACUGGAUUUAAUAUUGUCUUGGAUACAAUUCCUUCAAUGAUGAACGCACUGAGAAUGGUUUGGAUUAUCUCACGGCAUUACAACAAGGAUGAGCGGAUGAUACCCCUAAUGGAAAGAAUUGCAUGGGAAAUUACAGCAAGGGUCUGCAAAGUUGUGGACUUACGGACUUUGUUUAAAGAAGAUAGAAGCAUUGCAAAAACUAAAUUGUUGGAAGCCAAAGGCUCUCUUGAAAUGUGGAAAAAAUCCUAUUUCGAUAUUCGUGCCCAGAUUGAAGCCUCAGGAAGAGACCAACGAUGGGAAUUUGACCGAAAGCGUCUAUUUGAAAAAACCGAUUAUAUGGCUUCGAUCUGUCAAGAUCUGUAUGAUAUUGUGCAGGUUAUUGAAGAGUUCUACAAUAUAUUUGGUCCUGAACUGAAAGCUGUCACUGGAGAUCCAAAGCGCAUUGAUGAUGUAUUGCGAAGGGUUGAUGGGCUGAUUAGUCCUAUGGAAGUGCUGACUUUUGACCCUUUUAGCAUCAAAUGUGCAUCCCAAUGGAAAUUUGUUAUGGAAGAUUUUAAAUCGGAAGUGCUGGUUAUAGAAAAAGAGGCCAAGAAUUUUAUUGAUGAGUCCUUUAAGACCCUUCGAUCAGCAGAGGCUGCUUUUGACAUGCUCUUAAACUUUAAACACAUCCGCUCUCGGGAUGCCAUCAAUAGACAGAUGAUGAUGAAAUUUAAUGAUAUUCUGGCACAGUAUUGUAAAGAGGUUGACAUAGUUAAUAACAUCUUCAUCCAAAACCUCAGUAAUCCACCUCUGUACAAGAAUCAUCCUCCAAUGGCUGGGGCAAUAUAUUGGUCACGAUCCCUUUUCCAUCGUAUCAAACACACUAUUAUUCGGUUUCAAGAAGUAGAGGAGUUGCUGGCUAGUGAGCGUGGGAAGGAGGUAAAACAUAAGUAUCUGGAAGUGGCUAGGAGAAUGAAGGAAUAUGAAGAUCUGAAAUAUGAUCAUUGGAGGGACUGGACUGAACAGAUGCUCCCAGUACUACUGAAAAAAACCCUGCUUGCUAAAGUCCAUCCUUCUGGGACCAUAGUCCAAGCUAAUUCGGAGCCCUCCGAUCAGAGCCCGCAUUCUGAAGAGGUUGACACCGGGGAGAAGUGGAGUCGUUUCAUAGUCAAUUUUUCUCCCAAACUCCAAGAGGUUAUCAAUGAAACAAAGUACAUGGAGCAGCUGGGGUUUCCAGUACCUGAAAUAGCAAGGAACGUGGCACUACAGGAGGACAAAUUUCUUAGAUACACAGAUGGAAUGAAACAGAUGUUGGAUCACUAUCACAAAUUAAUGGGAACACUAAAUGAAGCAGAAAUCCAGCUUCUUGAUGAUCACAUUCAAGAGCUUUGGAAAGUAUUUAGAUCAGGGUACAAGAGACUCAACUGGAACUCCUUAGGUAUUGGUGACUAUAUUGUUCGGUGCACCCAAGCCAUUGGGAAGUUUGAAUCGCUUGUACAUCAGAUUCAUAAGAAUGCCGGAGAUAUAAACAACAAGCUUUUAUUAAUAGAGUCAACAAAUCUAUUUAAAUCCCCACCUUUGAAAAAUGAGGAUGAACUUCCUGGAGUGAAGGAAUUCUUUGAGUAUAUUAAGCGCGAAAGAUCUAAAGACGUGGAACACAUUGUUAGAAAGUAUGUUGCCAUUGGACCCUUGCUAACAAAAAUGGAAGGGCUGGUUGCCAACACAAACACUGGCAAAGCUUCAAAACUAGCACCCUAUUAUGCAUUUUGGGAAAAUAAAAUCUAUCAUACAUUGACACAGUUAGUUCUGAAGAAUUUGCAGGCUUUUAAUGCAGCCGUUCUUCGGGAUGUCCCACUGUUCCAAACAGAAACUAUUUUAUCUGCUCCUGAGAUAAUCCUGCAUCCUAAUGCCAGUGAAAUUGACAAAAUGAGUGUUCAUUGUAUCAGAGACUGUGUUGAAGUCACUAAGCAUUUUGUACGGUGGAUGCACGGCACCUGUAUCGACUGCCCCCCUCAGCAUGCUGAAGAAGACGAACUCAUCACCUUAAGUUUUUUUAAUGACAUCUCUCAGAACCCACUAAUAAUCGAACAGGCUGUUCUCAUCACUCAAAACAUACACAAGCUCCUGAAUUCUCUCACCAAGUACUUGAAUCGAUGGCAGAGAUAUCGCCCUCUGUGGAAAUUGGAUAAAGCCAUUGUUAUGGAGAAGUUUGCUGCAAAGAAACCAGCUUGUGUCACCUUUGAUGAAAAGUUGCAGUUCUAUAUUAAGAUCGCUCAAGAAGUGACUCAACAGCCCUUGGUUAAAGAUGAACAGUGCAUUAGGCUUACCCUGGGCCCUUUAGCCUACACAGUACAGGAAAAUGCAAAAGGUUGGGUGACUUCUCUUGGAAAACUUCUCAAUGAAUCUGCAAAAGAGGAACUCUUCAGUCUUCAGGAAGAAAUUGAGAGAUUAUCACAAAACCUUAGGAAAACUCCUGAUUCUUUGGAAGAUCUCAAAUUUGUUCUUGGCACAAUUGCAGAGAUCAAAGAUAUGACUCUACAAGUGGAAUUGAAAUAUUUAGACAUUCAGGAGAGAUACCGGACCCUUGCAGUAUAUAACAUUCCUACAACUGAAGAAGAGAGAGAGUUGGUCGACAAGAUUAAGCAAAUGUGGGAGACCCUCUUAUUUGAUGCAUCGGAAGUUGAUCACAGCCUUGGAAGCAUCAAAAAGACAUUCACGGAGAUUACAAGGGAGCAGAUUGGAGACUACAGUAGCCAGAUAGCAGAUUUUUUCCACAGAUUUACUACUGAGGGGCCUGGUGCUGUUGGGGAGAAUCUUGACAAAGGAUUGGAGCUCUUAGAUAUUUUUGAUAAGGAAUUGGAAAAACAUGAGAAAAAUCGUCAGGAGUUGGCUAAUGCUGAGAAACUUUUUGACCUUCCAAUCACAAUGUACCCUGACUUAUUAAAAGUGCAGAAGGAUAUGAAGGGUCUAAAGCAGAUCUAUGAAAUUUAUAAGUUGCAAAGAGCUGCUAAAGAGGAAUGGUCGCAGACCCUUUGGGUAAAUCUCAAUGUGCAGUUUCUCCAAGAAGGAAUUGAAGGAUUUCUUAAAAGCCUCCGAAAGCUGCCCAAGCAAGUGCGCAGCGUGCCGGUGGCUUAUCACCUGGAAGCAAAGAUGAAGGCAUUCAAGGACUCCAUUCCUUUGCUGCUUGAUUUGAAAAAUGAAGCAUUGAGAGACAGGCAUUGGAAAGAUCUUAUGGAGAGAACUGGCACUAGUUUUGAAAUGACAACAGCAACUUUCACCUUGGAGAAUAUGUUUGCUAUGGAGCUGCACAAAUACUCAGAUGUUAUCAAUGAGAUAGUGGGAUCUGCUGUUAAAGAGCUUAGCAUUGAGAAGGGUGUUAAGGAGAUAGUGGAAACCUGGGAGAACAUGAAGUUCACUGUACAAAGGUAUUUCAAAGGCACUCAAGAGCGAGGCUUUAUUUUGGGACCGGUCGAUGAAAUUACUCAGAUUCUUGAUGACAAUGCCGUCAAUCUUCAGAGUAUCUCAGGCAGUCGAUUUGUAGGUCCUUUUCUAUCAACAGUUCACCACUGGGAAAAAACUCUGUCCUUGAUUGGUGAAGUUAUUGAGGUCUGGAUGGUGGUUCAGAGGAAAUGGAUGUACCUGGAGAGCAUCUUUAUUGGUGGGGAUAUAAGAUCACAGCUUCCAGAGGAAGCAAAAAAAUUUGACAACAUAGACAGGAUAUUUAAAAGGAUAAUGGGUGACACUGUAAAAGACCCAGUGAUAAAAAAAUGCUGUGAAGCCCCAAAUCGACUCACAGACCUCCAGCAGAUAAGUGAUGGUCUAGAGAAAUGUCAGAAAAGCUUGAACGAUUAUCUGGAUUCAAAGCGGAAUGCUUUCCCCCGAUUUUUCUUUAUAUCUGAUGAUGAGUUGCUCAGCAUCCUUGGUAGUAGUGACCCGCUCUGCGUUCAGGAACACAUGAUAAAGAUGUAUGAUAACAUAGCAUCCCUGAGAUUUCAGGAGGGUGAUAGUGGUGAAAAAAUUGCAACAGCCAUGAUUUCCGCCGAAGGAGAAGUGAUGGAGUUCCGGCGGGCCAUUGCAGCAGAAGGCCGAGUCGAGAACUGGAUGACAGCUGUUCUGGUUGAAAUGAGAAGAACAAACAGACUCAUUACUAAAGAGGCCAUUUUUCGAUACUGUGAAGAUAGAAGCAGAGUUGACUGGAUGUUGAUGUAUCAAGGCAUGAUGGUGCUGGCUGCUAAUCAGGUCUGGUGGACCUGGGAGGUGGAAGACGUCUUUCACAAAGUGAAGAAAGGAGAAAAACAGGCAAUGAAACUUUAUGCCAAGAGAAUGCACGAGCAGAUUGAUGCCCUGGUUACCCGAAUCACAAAGCCAUUAAAUAGAAAUGACAGAAAAAAAUACAAUACUGUUCUCAUCAUUGAUGUCCAUGCCAGAGAUAUUGUUGAUUCGUUUGUAAGAGACAGCAUCAUGGAAGCUCGAGAGUUUGAAUGGGAAAGCCAGCUGCGUUUUUACUGGGAUCGAGAGCCUGAUGACCUGAAUGUGCGUCAAUGCACUGGCACCUUUUCCUAUGGUUAUGAAUAUAUGGGCUUGAAUGGAAGACUAGUAAUCACUCCCCUUACAGAUCGUAUCUAUCUAACACUCACACAGGCUCUAUCCAUGUUUUUGGGAGGAGCACCUGCAGGGCCAGCAGGUACAGGGAAAACGGAGACAACCAAGGAUCUGGCCAAAGCCCUGGGCUUGCUGUGUGUUGUAACAAACUGCGGCGAAGGCAUGGAUUUCAAAGCAGUUGGUAAAAUUUUCUCCGGUCUUGCCCAGUGUGGGGCAUGGGGAUGCUUUGAUGAAUUUAAUCGUAUAGAUGCUUCUGUGCUUUCAGUCAUCUCUUCUCAGAUCCAGACAAUACGAAAUGCUCUAAUGAAUCAGUUGAAAACAUUUCAGUUUGAAGGGCAGGAAAUUUCCCUGGAUGCACGAAUGGGCAUUUUUAUAACCAUGAAUCCUGGGUAUGCUGGCCGUACUGAGCUCCCUGAAUCUGUAAAAGCUUUAUUCAGGCCUGUGGUUGUGAUUGUACCAGAUCUCCAGCAAAUCUGCGAAAUCAUGCUCUUUUCCGAAGGUUUUCUUUUGGCAAAGGCCCUUGCCAAAAAGAUGACAGUAUUAUACAAGUUAGCAAGAGAGCAACUUUCUAAACAGCAUCAUUAUGAUUUUGGACUGCGUGCUCUCAAGUCUGUACUUGUGAUGGCUGGAGAACUGAAGAGAGGAUCACCUGAUCUUAAUGAGGAUGUGGUAUUGAUGAGAGCUCUCCGAGAUAUGAAUCUUCCUAAGUUUGUGUUUGAAGAUGUACCUCUCUUCCUUGGCCUGAUCUCUGACUUGUUUCCUGGCCUGGAUUGUCCUCGAGUCCGCUAUCCUAACUUUAACGAUGCUGUAGAACAAGUGCUAGAAGAAGGUGGUUAUGUCGUUUUACCAAUCCAGGUGGAUAAAGUAGUUCAAAUGUAUGAGACAAUGUUAACUCGUCAUACUACUAUGGUGGUUGGACCUACUGGAGGUGGCAAGUCUGUUGUCAUUAAUACUUUGUGCCAGGCCCAAACCAGGCUAGGAUUAGUGACAAAGGUUUAUAUGCUGAACCCUAAAGCCAUGAGUGUGAUUGAGCUGUAUGGUAUUCUUGACCCUACCACGCGAGAUUGGACAGAUGGAGUUCUAUCAAACAUCUUCAGGGAAAUCAACAAACCUACUGAUAAGAAAGAGCGAAGGUACAUUUUAUUUGAUGGAGAUGUGGAUGCUCUCUGGGUGGAAAAUAUGAAUUCUGUAAUGGAUGAUAACAAGUUGUUAACCUUGGCCAAUGGGGAGCGCAUCAGGCUGCAGGCUCACUGUGCUCUGUUAUUUGAGGUUGGAGACUUACAGUAUGCAUCUCCUGCUACCGUAUCCCGUUGUGGGAUGGUCUUUGUAGAUCCUAAAAACUUGAAAUAUAAGCCGUACUGGCAGAAAUGGCUUAACCAGAGAGGAAACAAGCAAGAACAAGUUGCGUUAAAUCGUCUCUUUGAAAAAUAUGUACCAUACCUUAUCGAUAUGAUUGUAGAAGGAAUUGUGGAUGGCAAGCAAGGAGAGAAGCUGAAAACCAUUGUUCCCCAAACAGAUUUAAAUAUGGUGAUGCAGUUGACUAUGAUGCUGGAAGCCGUAGUAGUGCUGGAACCCGAUGAUCCUGAUGUUCUGGAGUGCUACUUCCUGGAAGCUUUAUAUUCCUCUUUAGGUGCUACGCUGCUUGAUACAGGAAGAAUUAAAUUUGAUGAAAGUAUUAAACGUAUUUCCUCAAUGUCAAUGGUUCAAGAUGAUAAUGUCAUGGCUAAACCAGGGGAACUGCCAGGUCAGCUUCCAACUUUGUAUGACUUUCAUUUUGAUGGGUGUCAAAAAAAGUGGGUACCUUGGAGCAAACUAGUUCCUGAAUACUUCCAUAAACUUGAUGUGAAAUUUAUUGACAUUCUAGUUCCUACUGUGGAUACAACACGCACUACAUGGUUGUUAGAACAGAUGGUAAAAAUCAAACACCCUGUUGUUCUUGUUGGUGAAUCUGGCACUUCUAAGACUGCAACUACACAAACAUUUCUAAAAAACCUAAACCAAGACACUAAUGUGCUGCUAAUAAUUAACUUCUCUUCUCGUACAACAUCAAUGGAUAUUCAGAGAAACUUGGAAGCAAAUGUAGAGAAACGUACUAAGGAUACUUAUGGGCCCCCUAUGGGAAAGCGCCUCCUGGUUUUCAUGGAUGAUAUGAACAUGCCAAGGGUUGAUGAAUAUGGUACACAGCAACCAAUUGCCUUGUUGAAGUUGCUCUUGGAAAAAGGUUCCUUAUAUGACCGUGGUAAGGAGAUGAAUUGUAAGAGUCUUCGAGACCUUGGUUUUAUUGCUGCCAUGGGCAAAGCUGGAGGAGGUCGUAAUGAAGUUGACCCUCGAUUCAUUUCACUCUUCAGUGUUUUCAAUGUACCUUUUCCUUCUGAGGCAUCUUUGCAUUUGAUUUAUGCCUCCAUCCUGAAAGGUCACACUGAGAUUUUUAAUGACUCUAUAACAGCGAUCGCUGACAAGAUGACGUUCUGUACUUUGGAACUUUAUAAAGCGAUUGUCCGGGAUCUACCCCCAACUCCUUCCAAAUUCCAUUAUAUUUUUAAUCUGCGUGAUCUCUCCAGGGUCUACAAUGGACUUGUUCUUACAACCCCAGAGCGGUUCCAAACAGUCACACAGAUGGUGCGAGUCUGGAGAAAUGAGUGCCUGAGAGUUUUCCAUGACAGAUUGAUCAAUGAAGUAGACAAGACACUGGUACAAGAGCAUAUACGAGGCUUGAUUCAAGAGCAUUACAAAGAUGAUUUAGAGCAGGCUAUGAGAGACCCUAUUCUCUUUGGAGACUUCAGAAUGGCACUGAAUGAAGAGGAACCUCGUGUUUAUGAAGACAUCCAGGACUAUGAUGCAGCAAAAGCUCUCUUUCAGGAGAUUCUUGAAGAGUACAAUGAAGUUAAUACGAAAAUGAAUCUGGUGCUUUUUGAUGAUGCUUUGGAGCAUUUAACCCGCGUGCAUCGCGUCAUACGGAUGGAUCGUGGCCAUGCGCUGCUCGUAGGAGUGGGAGGCUCAGGAAAACAGUCCCUGGCAAGACUGGCUGCAUAUACAGCUGGAUGUGAGGUCUAUGUUUUAUUUUUCAUAUUCUUUUCAGGGGAAAAUCCACUGAUCCCGGCAGAGCACACAGAGUUCGUGAUUGAGCACAUAGUCAUGGUGCACGAAUCUGUAGGGAAUUUCAGUAAAAAAUUCCUACAAAAGUUGAGACGCAGCAACUAUGUUACGCCAAAGAAUUAUCUUGAUUUCAUUCAUACUUACUCAAAAUUGCUGGAAGAGAAAAAUCAGUUCAUUUUAGCACAAUGCAAACGCCUGGAAGGAGGAUUAGCUAAACUGAAGGAAGCUACUGUUCAGCUGGAUGAACUAAAUGAGAAACUUGCAGAGCAGAAGAUUGUAUUAGCUGAAAAAUCAGCUGCCUGUGAGGCCUUGUUACAAGAGAUAGCAACCAACACAGCAAUAGCUGAGGAGAAGAAAAAAUUGGCUGAAGAAAAAGCGGUGGAGAUAGAAGAACAGAAUAAGGUCAUUGCUGUGGAAAAGAAGGAUGCUGAGACGUCCCUGGCUGAGGCCAUGCCUAUUUUAGAAGCUGCUAAACUGGAGCUGCAGAAGCUUGACAAGUCUGAUGUCACAGAGAUUAGAUCCUUUGCUAAGCCCCCUAAACAGGUGCAGACUGUUUGUGAAUGUAUCCUCAUAAUGAGAGGAUACAAAGAAUUAAACUGGAAGAUGGCCAAAGGAAUGAUGUCUGACCCAAAUUUCCUGCGAUCCCUAAUGGAGAUAGAUUUUGAUGGAAUUACUCAGACCCAAGUUAAAUCCGUCCGAGCUCUGUUAAAGAAUCUUAACACGACAUUUGAAGAAAUGGAAGCUGUUAGCAGAGCAGGAUUGGGAAUGUUAAAAUUUGUCGAUGCAGUAAUGAGUUACUGUGACGUAGCUAAGGAAAUCAGGCCAAAGAGAGAAAAGGUGGCUAGAUUGGAACGGAACUACUACUUAAGUAAACGUGAUCUGGAAAAGAUACAGACAGAGCUGGCGACAAUUCAGAGGGAGCUCAAAGCUUUGGGAGAUAAGUAUGAAGCUGCAAUAAGGGAAAAACAACAAUUACAAGAAGAAGCAGAGAUCAUGGAAAGGAGACUUAUCGCUGCUGACAAGCUCAUCUCUGGCUUGGGAUCUGAAAAUAUAAGAUGGACAAAUGACUUAGAGGAGUUAAAAAUGCGAAAAGUGAAGCUGCUAGGCGACUGUCUACUUUGCGCUGCUUUUCUGAGCUAUGAAGGGGCAUUCAAUUGGGAUUUCCGUAAUGAGAUGAUCUACCACGAGUGGCAAGAAGAUAUACGAUCACGAGAGAUUCCUCUCAGCCAGCCUUUUAGAUUGGAAUACCUCCUGACUGAUGAUGUAGAGAUUAGCAGGUGGGGCUCCCAAGGUUUGCCUCCAGAUGAGCUCUCUGUUCAGAAUGGCAUUCUGACAACACGUGCUAGUCGAUUCCCUUUGUGCAUAGACCCCCAGCAGCAGGCAUUAAAUUGGAUCAGGAGAAAAGAAGAAAAAAAUAAUCUGAGGAUGGCCUCCUUUAAUGACCCUGAUUUCCUUAAACAACUAGAAAUGGCCAUAAAGUAUGGGAGUCCUUUCUUGUUCCAUGAUGUAGAUGAAUACAUAGAUCCUGUGAUUGACAAUGUCUUAGAAAAGAAUAUAAAAGUUACCCAGGGGCGAAUAUUUAUUGUGCUGGGUGAUAAGGAGGUAGACUAUGACAAUAACUUCAAAUUGUACUUGAACACCAAGCUAUCUAACCCUAAAUAUUCACCGUCGGUGUUUGGAAAAGCCAUGGUUAUCAACUAUACAGUUACACUAAAAGGCCUGGAGGACCAGCUGCUCAGUGUUAUUGUGGGGUUUGAAAGAAGAGAGCUAGAAGAGCAGAGAGAACAUCUCAUCCAGGAAACCAGCGAGAACAAAAACUUGCUGAAAGAUUUGGAAGACUCUCUCCUCCGGGAACUAGCCACUUCCACAGGAAACAUGUUGGAUAAUGUGGACUUGGUGCACACCCUGGAGGAGACAAAAGCCAAAGCUAGUGAGGUAUCAGAGAAACUCAAGCUGGCUGAGAAGACGGCAGUGGACAUUGACAAGCUGCGAGAUGGCUACCGACCUGCUGCUAAGAGGGGCGCCAUUUUGUUCUUUGUUUUGUCUGAAAUGGCCCUUGUCAACACCAUGUAUCAAUAUUCCUUGGCCUCCUUCUUAGAUGUGUUUGGGUUUUCGCUUCGGAAAUCCAUGCCCAACUCAAUUCUUCCAAAGAGGCUAAAAAAUAUCAUGGAUACAUUGACAUUCAACAUAUAUAACUAUGGCUGCACAGGCUUAUUUGAGAGACACAAGUUACUAUUUUCCUUUAAUAUGACUAUCAAGAUAGAACAAGCUGAUGGUAGAGUCCCACAAGAAGAACUGGACUUCUUUUUAAAAGGCAAUAUUUCCCUGGAGAAGAGUACACGAAAGAAGCCGUGUGCUUGGCUUUUGGAUCAAGGCUGGGAGGACAUAAUUCGCCUAUCUGAACUAUUUCCUGAGGAGUUUGGGUCUCUUCCAGAUGACGUGGAAAAAAAUCCUGAAAUAUGGAAAGAAUGGUAUGAUCUGGAUGCCCUGGAACAAUCACCAUUUCCCAUGCAAUACCAAAACAGUCUCACACAUUUUCAGAAGCUGCUGCUUUUACGGUGUUUCCGAGUAGACCGUGUAUAUCGCGCAGUGACUGACUACGUUACUCUGACAAUGGAUGAGAAAUAUGUUCAGCCUCCUGUGAUCAGUUUUGAAGCUAUCUUUGAGCAGAGCACACCUAACUCGCCCAUUGUUUUUAUCCUAAGUCCUGGCUCUGACCCUGCCAGUGACCUCAUGAAACUGGCUGAUCGGACAGGCUUUGGAGGGAAUCGCCUCAAGUUCCUCGCCAUGGGACAAGGACAAGAAAAGGUUGCACUGCAGUUGCUGGAGAAUGCAGUGGCUCGCGGACAGUGGUUAAUGUUGCAGAACUGUCAUCUUUUGGUGAAAUGGCUGAUUGAUUUGGAGAAAGCAUUGGAGAGAAUUACUAAGCCUCAUCCAGACUUCCGGCUGUGGCUGACUACUGACCCUACACUGGGCUUUCCCAUUGGAAUACUUCAGAAGUCUUUAAAGGUACAGUACAGGGAACCACCAAAUUGGCUGAAACUGAAUAUGAGAGCCACCUACUUCAAAAUUCCCCAUGAAGCCCUUGAGCAAUGCCCCCAUGGCGCAUUUAAAUCACUGGUCUAUGUGUUAGCAUUUUUCCAUGCGGUAGUUCAGGAGAGAAGGAAGUUUGGGAAGAUUGGCUGGAAUGUAUCAUAUGAUUUUAAUGAAUCUGAUUUCCAGGUGUGCAUGGAAAUCCUGAAUACGUACUUGACCAAAGCCUACCAGCAAAAUGAUGACAAAAUUCCAUGGGGCAGUCUCAAGUAUCUCAUUGGAGAGGUCAUGUACGGUGGGCGUGCAAUUGACAGCUUUGAUCGUCGCAUUCUGACCAUAUAUAUGGAUGAGUAUUUAGGGGAUUUCAUAUUUGACACAUUCCAACCAUUCCAUUUUUAUAAAAAUGAAGAGGUUGAUUAUAAAAUCCCAGGAGGGAAUUCAAAGGAUGACUUUGUCGAGGAGCUAGAGUCUCUACCACUUGCUAAUACCCCAGAGGUGUUUGGUCUUCAUCCCAAUGCUGAAAUCGGAUACUAUACACAGGCUGCUCGAGAUAUGUGGUCUCAUCUUCUUGAGCUGCAACCUCAAACAGGGGAAUCUGGCAGUGGAAUUGGUCGAGAUGAAUAUAUUGGACAGGUUGCAAAGGACAUAGAAAACAAGAUGCCUCAAAUAUUUGAUCUUGACCAGAUAAGAAAGACUUUGGGAAUAGAAAUUUCACCAACAACAGUUGUGCUGUUGCAGGAAUUGGAACGUUUUAACAAACUGAUCAUUCGUAUGUCCAGAUCCCUGGCUGAACUACAAAGAGCCUUGGCUGGGGAAGUUGGAAUGAGCAGUGAACUGGAUGAAGUGGCUCGGGCUCUCUUUAAUGGACAGAUCCCUAGCAUCUGGAGAAAGCUGGCACCUGACACACUAAAAACACUUGGAAAUUGGAUGAUUUACUUUAAGAAUAGGUAUAACCAGUACACAUCCUGGGUUAAUGAGGGCGAACCAAAUGUUAUGUGGCUCUCAGGACUACAUAUUCCCGAGUCUUAUCUCACAGCUCUUGUUCAAGCCACCUGUAGGAAAAAUGGCUGGCCGCUGGAUCGCUCCACCCUGUACACACAAGUGACCCAGUAUGGUACUGCAGAGGAAGUCACCGAGCGCCCUGGGCAAGGAUGCUUUGUUUCUGGUCUAUAUCUGGAAGGAGCAGACUGGGACAUUGAGAAUUGCUGUCUUGCCCGGAGCAAGCCCAAAGUCUUGAUGGUAGAUUUACCUAUUCUAAAGAUAAUUCCUAUCGAAUCACAUCGGCUCAAACUACAGAAUACAUUCCGGACACCUGUGUACACAACCUCCAUGAGAAGAAAUGCCAUGGGCAUUGGCUUAGUUUUUGAAGCUGAUCUUUCAACCAUAAAGCAUAUUUCCCACUGGGUGCUGCAAGGGGUCUGUCUCACUUUGAACUCUGACUGACACCUUAAACUGUCCAUUUCCCACACCCAAAGUGCAUUGGUGGCUAUCUGAGAACAACUUAUGAAGUCAAAUUAAGCCAAGAAGCACAGGAUCAAGUUUUUUGUACCCUACCUUUUCAAGAGAAUUCUACUGAUUUUAAACUGGCCCAGAGACAUUUUCAAAAUAAGUAUUUGCAGCAAUUUUUCCUAAGACAUUAAGAUUUAGUAA
Molecule: messenger RNA, 13374 nt
Organism: Terrapene triunguis (Three-toed box turtle)
Lineage: Eukaryota; Metazoa; Chordata; Testudines; Emydidae
Gene: DNAH10
Product: dynein axonemal heavy chain 10
Biological process (GO): microtubule-based movement
Cellular component (GO): dynein complex
Molecular function (GO): dynein light intermediate chain binding; ATP hydrolysis activity; ATP binding
Source: RefSeq, a predicted model, not a curated record